Messenger RNA from Chilo suppressalis (striped riceborer), 1539 nucleotides. The record is from the annotation of a GenBank genome assembly. NCBI's taxonomy places the organism in Eukaryota, Metazoa, Arthropoda, Insecta, Lepidoptera, Crambidae.
CGGCGGUAUAAAUUGAGCCUAAUGGAAGAGAAUGGCAUAAUGGUCUUUGCUUCACAAACACUGUUAGUUUUUUGCGAGAAGCCUUCGGUUGCGCACGCGGCUCUACGUGUCAGUUAUCCGUCAAAAUUUGAAUUCGCUUUGGUCGUGAUUAUUAAACGUUUCGGUGUAAUUUCAAAACAAUAAAAUAUCUUUUUUUAUUUCCAUCGUAAUAAAUUUGUGCCUGUUUUUUUUUCGUUUCCAAAGCAGCCUUAUAAACGAAUAAAAUGGGAUAUUUAACGAGAUUAACACUGGUUGCAGUAUUAAUAUCACAGGCCUAUACAGCUCCCCAAUUCAUCAGUUUCGACGAAGGCAAAUUAGGAGUCAACUUUGGUGGAUACCACGCUGCGGUCGGCAUCGGUGGGCUAUUAGGACAAAAUGGAGGCGCAGGCGGUGGUUUAUUCGCAGAAGCUGGAACACCACAUGGACAAGCUGCCAAAGCAGGACUAGGUGGUGCCACUGAUAAUGGUGGAUCUGCAGGCGGACUCUUCGCUGGUGCCACGGCAGGAGGAAGCGUAAAGGCAUCUGCUGGUUUAGCUGGAGGUGUAACCGGGGAAAAGUCAGCUGGAACUGGCUUUGCGUCUGCGCAAGCAGGAAACCACUAUGCAUCAUCAGGACUGGGAGGAGAUACUUCAAAUUCAGGAGCAUCUGGCUUUACUUUCUCUGGGACUAAAUCUUUUGGAUUAACUAAAGGAAACGUGGAUUCUUCAGAAAUAAAUGUAAAACCAGUACAAGCAGAACACAAGAAGGUUCACAAAGAAUUCAAUUUUGAUGCCACAAACGAAGUAAACUUCGUACCUUUGGGAUCCAAUACUAAUGUAGGCAUUCAAAAAGAUGUUGCUGUUAAAACUGAUGCUCAACCUCAAGUUAUUAUUAAGGAAGUAUAUGUACAGUCCCCACCACAAAUCAUAGAGAAACAUAUUGUACAUAAGCACAGUAAACCUCGUCAUCAUUUCCGCACUGCAUACUUUGGGGGCUUCACUGGCAGUAAUGCUGAAGUGCCUGUUUCUCCAAUUCAAAAGAGGAUCGACGUAAAUGUCGACGCAAGCGCCAACGGGGGAGCAGUAGCUGAAACUGACGUUAAUGGAAGUGGACAUACCUACACAAAACAAGUGACAUUCCAGAGAAACCCUAAUUUCUUUGCUGAUAUUUUUAAUAUUCCCAUUUCAACAUUAAAAGCAGUGGGUAAUUUCCUCGGUAACACGGCUGGAAGUACAAACGUUUCUGUUCAAAAAUCUGGAUCUAUUCAGACAGGUUUCCGAGGAUGGCAGUAUUGAACCUGUUCGCAGACUGGGACCGCAUGCGAGAAGGAGAGCCAAUAAGCACGUAGUCAUAGUAGAAGAAGAAAAUAUAAAAAACAUUGAGAAAUCCUCUUAGAUUAUAAUAAGUUUGUAUUAAAAGUUACUGCUUUUAUCCAUUGUACAAGUGUAGAUAUUAAGUACACACAAUAUAAUGUACCUGCUUUUGAUGACGUAUUUUAGGAAAAUAUAUUUUUACACUGAA